AUGAGGGGGCUGAGCGGGUGGGCGCGCAUGCGAGCCGCGUGGGCGCUGGAGGACCGCGAAAGAGACGCCGCUGCUGCUGGUGGUGCCGUAGCAGCAGCAGGGGGGAUGCAGUUGGCCGUGGAAGGGCAGGGAGGUGGGGAGGGGAAAGGGGAUUUGCAGAGCGUGGGCGCUGGUGGGGUGCUGGUGCAUGCAGCAGCGGAGGCGGGGCACAUGAGGCUGCACGACGAUGUCCCUGUGGCGAUGGCGCUAGCAGCAGCGGAGGCGGGGCACAUAAGGCUGCACGGCGACAAGCCCACCACGGCAGAAGCGGUGCUUGCUAGGGUGCGCCGCAAGCCACUUGCAGAUGAGCGGCUAGCAAAGGAGGAGGAGCUGAGGGAGCACUUGCGCGACCUGGCCUGGCCGCACGACACCCCUUUUGGUGUGCCCACCUUCUCGUGUGCUCCCCCCUCUCGUGUGUCUUCCCCCCUUGUGGCCCCACCCACCCAUGCUCCCACUAGACUGGCAAAGGAAGAGGAGCUGAGGGGGCGCCUGGGCGACCUGGCGUACUACCAGGAGUGGGUGGCGGCAUGGCCUCAUGACACGUCACUCAAGGCCGUGCUUGUCAUGCAGCGUGAGUACAACGCCAUGUGUGGGUGGGACGUGCGACUGCACAAGGACCCUCUGGCCAUCCGCAUGGACAAGAAGCAGUGGAAGCACGUGUGGGGCGGCGACCCCGUGUACCCCACGGUGAACUACGAGCAGGCACCCGGCCACGGGGUGGACAACCGCGGCCCCAACUUCAACGAGCCCAGCGAGGACCCCUUCAGCGUCCUAGGCAAGGUGGUGACACAGGAGCAGAUGGAGGCCAUCAUGACACGCGAGCAGGAGGAGAAGGAGGCGGUGAGUCACACCUCUUAA
Closterium sp. NIES-65 is the source of this 897-nucleotide messenger RNA. The record is from the annotation of a GenBank genome assembly. Lineage: Eukaryota; Viridiplantae; Streptophyta; Zygnematophyceae; Desmidiales; Closteriaceae.